GUCGAACAAGGCUCUCGCGGCUCCUCCGAGAGCGCUCAUUCAACCCUCAGGCCCUCAAAGGCCGAGGCCGAAUCAGGGCGCAGGGCCUGAAAUGGAGAUGUGUAAGCAUUGCAAGCCUUUUCUCCCUCCUUUUGGUUGAUCCAUCGGUCCUUUUCCCCUUCUCGAUCUGCAUCGGUGAGGAUUAUCAACAGUUGGGAAGAAACGGGACUUGAAUUCAUCUGUGGAGCCUAGAAAGGCUUGUUCGGCUUUGUGUGGCGAACACGAAUCGAGAUGAUUGUACCCGGAAACUCCGGCCUUAUCGCGUUCGUUGUUGUGAAACUCUACACUAAAAGCCUCCUUUGCAUUCCCCAGAAUGGGCAGUGAGUGGAAGAAGUGAUGUGAGGCUUUGAGACAGGACUCAAAUCUGGAACGGCUCUUUCUUGAUUGGCUUUGAACUUAGUCUCCGUGGGAUUUCCUGGGAACGGAAGCGAGUCAGGUGCUCGUCAGAAUCUUGGAACUGUCAAGAUUGGAGACCUGAUUUGCCCUUGGUUAGGAAGACAUGAUCAAAGAAACUUGUCCACUCAUCAAAUGAAGCCAUCAACUCAGACCAACCGUGACGAACACUAAUUGUGUGAUGACCUUCCUGAUGGUCCCCAUACACUUUCCUCUGUCUGUGGAACCAAAUCGGAAAACAUAUCCUGAGUUCCAAAUGCCAAGGGAAGAAGCCACCAUCACCACCGCAAAUUAAUGGGUCUGCUCGUCUCUCUGAUGAUUGACUCCCAUUUGUAACUGUACUUUGAAAAGUCAUUCAUUUCUUUUUCUGCGUCGAAACUUUGGGGCUAGAAGAAGCAAAGGCCUUUUAGCAAGUGUUCGUCAGGUUCAAUCUUGGAUUAGCUCACACAGCCUUCGUCUUUUCAAAACAAGAGGGAACAGAAUGGCCUCGGCAAGGUCGGAGUCAGAGGAGAAAAGGAAACUUCUGUUGGAAAUGCGUCUCCUUCACCACCAAGUCUCGGAGCCCUCGAAUCGGAUUUCUUUGGACCGAAGUAGUGCCAGUGGAAGGCCAGGGAUCCUUCGGAAACAUAGAGCGUACACCAUGGACAUGUCCAAAUCGGAUUUGAGUGACCCCAUUGGAGGAGCAAGAGAUCAGGAUGCUAUUGAGGAUGGAAGCGGGAACGCUCAAAACCCAGUGUUGCCACUUUUCGUACAAAUGAACCUCCGGUUCCAGGACAAGGACGAAUCUUGGCGAGAAGCUUCCAGAUGGGUCAAGUUCCAAGAGGACGUGGAAGACGGUGGCAAACGAUGGAGCAAGCCAUACGUUCCUUCUAUCCAACUUUCGGCUUUGAUGGAUCUCAAGAGAUCUCUCGAGGAAGGCUUAGUGGCCUUGGAUGUGGAAGGACGCAACGCUGAUCACAUUAUGGACGAGUUGUACCUGAUUCUGCAAGACGAUGAGGAUCCCGAGCGACGAUCCAUUUUCGAAGGCCACCAACUGGAGGAGCUCAAAAUGAUCCUGAGCCAACGUGUUAAACUCCGAAUGAAGUUGAACUUGAUUGGUAAGAUGUCCAGUUUGUCCACGAGUCGUCCUCAGAGCUUGUCCACCUCCAGUGGGUUGAACCUCAAAAGCGCCUCACCCUCACGACAACCAAGUCGAGAGGGCUUGAAUGCCUCGCCACCAGGAUCUCCCACCACCGGGAUCUCAAGGCAGACGAGCAUGGCUUCACCCAUGAUCCAUCCACGAUCGUACAGUACGUCGGCAGACGACAAGGACAAGGAUAAGGAUAAAGCCAAGAAAAUGCGAUCCCACAACCUUUUCAUCAAGAAAGUGCCCAAGGGAGCCGAGGCCUGCAUCAUUCUGGUGGCAACCGUGCCAUUUGUCACGAAGACCAUCAGUUUCUUCGCCAAAGUGGCCAAUCCCGUGAUUUUGGAGGACUUUUGCGAGAUCUCAAGUCCCACCAGAUUUCUGGGCAUCAUCCUGGGCCCCCCUGGGUCUGAUCAAACCAUCACAGACAUGGGCAAGGCUCUAGGCACUCUAAUGUCUGAUCAGAUUUUCCCAUUGGUCUGCUACCACUCCAAGACUGCCGAACAAGUCAUCACCGGAAUCAAUACCUACACGCAGCAAGUCACGAUCUUGGCUCCGUCAGCUUGGGAUCCCAAGAUUCGUUUGGACCCACCGAAAAAUCUUCCAUCCCUGGAUGACCGACUCAAACAACAGCAGAGUGUGGUCUCCAAUUCAAUCUCCCCGCCGCCUUACACCUCCAUCAAGAAUGGCUCCAGUCAGGUUGGCGGUCAGGACAAUGCCGAUGGUCGCGAUUCCAUGAGCAACGGAAAUGGAACAGGUGGCGGUGGCGAUGGGGGCCACUUCCAGGAUGGCAUCUUGAACAGUCUGGUGGAGGGUCAGAAGUUGACCGACGGAUCGACUGAGAAUCAGGAAUUGAUUCGCACAGGUCGACUCUUUGGAGGUCUGAUCUUGGACAUUAAACGAAAACUUCCGUGGUUCAAGUCAGACUUUACGGAUGCCCUCCAUAUUCAGACCGUGGCAUCGGUGAUCUACAUUUACUUGGCUACCAUCACGAAAGCCAUCACUUUUGGCGGCUUCUUGGGCGACAUCACCGCUGGGCAACAGGGUGUCCUCGAAUCAUUCCUGGCCCAUGCUUUAGCCGGUGGCAUGUUCUGCCUUUUGGGAGGACAGCCUUUGACUGUCUUGGGAUGCACCGGACCGGUUUUGAUCUUUGAAAAAAUUCUGGUGGACUUUUGCAAUGGUCAAGGCGUGGAUUACUUAACUUUUCGAUUAUGGAUUGGGUUGUGGUCGACAUUGUUCUGUUUGGCAAUUGUGGCUUUAGACCUUUCGGCCAUCGUUCGAUAUUUCACGCGCUUCACAGAGGAAAGUUUUGCAGCUCUCAUUGGCAUUAUUUUCAUCGUGGAAUCGCUCAAAAAACUUUACACCAUGUCAAAUUAUUUCAUGGUUAAUAUAGGCUUUGACCCUGAUUUGAUUACGGUAUAUGACGAAUCGUGUCACUGCGAGCCCUCAUUCCAAGGCGUCUUUUCCCAUGAGUUUAUUCUAAACGCCACUGAGACUCACCAACCGGCUAUGCAAUCAUUGGGUGAGCUCCUGAACCAAACGAUGGACAAGGCCACAACUCUAGACUCUAAAAACAUUCCAUGGCAACAACUCACCGUGUCCCAAUGUCAGGCUUUGCAGGGAACUCUGGAAGGUCAUGGAUGUCCGUAUGUUGCUGAUGUAUUCUUCUUUUCCGUGAUUCUCUUCUUCGGCACAUUCACUGUCGCCAUGUUUCUGAAGAAGUUCAAACUGACACCUUACUUUCCCAACAAGGUGCGAUCUCUCCUCAGCGAUUACGCCGUUAUCAUUGCGAUAUUGGUAUUUGUAGGCGUGGAUGUAGCCUUCGACUUGGAAACACCCAAAUUAAUCGUGCCAACUGUAUUUAGACCCACCCGGUCCGAUAUCAGAGGAUGGGUGGUACCUUUUACGCGUGAGGACGAUCCAUGGUACCUUUAUCUGGGUGCCGCUAUCCCAGCCCUCCUACUCACUAUCCUGCUCUUCAUGGACCAGCAAAUUACAUCCGUUAUUGUCAAUCGAUCCGAGCACAAAUUGCGAAAAGGGGCUGGAUAUCAUCUGGAUAUGCUUGUGGUUGGAAUUAUGAUUGGGGUGUGUUCCGUAUUUGGUCUUCCAUGGUGUGUGGCCGCCACCGUUCUUUGUCUGGGCCACGUGGAUUCGCUCAAAAUGGAAACGGAAACGAGUGCUCCGGGGGAAUUACCCCAAUUCUUGGGAGUCAGGGAACAAAGAGUAACUGGAGUGUUGGUUUUUCUGCUGACUGGUCUCUCCGUGAAACUGGCGCCAAUUUUGAAGUUCAUUCCAAUGCCGGUGUUGUAUGGUGUGCUUAUGUACAUGGGAAUUGCCUCUCUCCGAGGAAUGCAGUUCAUCGACCGUCUUGGUCUACUUUUCAUGCCUCCUAAAUAUCAACCGGAUUACAGCUACCUAAGACAUGUGCCACUCAAUAAGGUGCAUUUGUUCACCCUCAUCCAGAUAAUUGGCUUAGUACUUCUUUGGGUUAUCAAGUCGACGCCAGCCUCACUUAUCUUCCCUUUAAUGGUGCUAGCUUUGGUUGGUCUACGGAAGCUCAUGGACUACUUCCCCAGGAUCUUCUCUCAAAAUGACCUCAAAUGGUUAGAUAAUUUGAUGCCAGAUAGCGGAAAAAAGAAGAAGAAGCGUAAUUCUCAAUCAGAGACUGACAACAAUAUGGAUGAUUGCCCGGAUGGAUUGGAAGAGAGGAAAAAUAGUAAUACUUUUGUGGCCAAAAGGACUCAAAAUGGUGAUGCCAAAACCGUUUCAAUUGAUAUGGAUGGGACAAGGGAGCGUCUUUUGAACGGCAAAGAGAGCCAAAUAUAAAGCAGCUAUUUUUGGGUAAAUUUCAUUUUUCCACGCUCGAGAAACUAUAUUCAGUAGACUGUAUUUACAUGUAAACAUAUAUAUUUAUUGUAAAACACACGUACAGUUCAAUAAGCUGCAGUAAUAUAGAUGAAACAUUUGUUUGUAUUCCAAAGUACCGAUUGACAAAAUCCCUGACCAGAUAUCCAUACAAGAGUACGGUCGAUUCAUGCUAUAUUUUGAUCCCCACUACAAUAUGUAAAACAUAUCGAAGAAUGAAAUACAUGUAUUUUAAAACUCUA
This is a messenger RNA of Tigriopus californicus, 4662 nucleotides long. Its product is annotated as electrogenic sodium bicarbonate cotransporter 1-like. The record is from RefSeq and is a predicted model, not a curated record. The coding region runs from base 914 to 4381 and encodes 1155 amino acids. Gene Ontology annotation, cellular component: plasma membrane. NCBI's taxonomy places the organism in Eukaryota, Metazoa, Arthropoda, Copepoda, Harpacticoida, Harpacticidae. Gene Ontology annotation, molecular function: solute:inorganic anion antiporter activity; sodium:bicarbonate symporter activity; monoatomic anion transmembrane transporter activity. Gene Ontology annotation, biological process: monoatomic anion transport; regulation of intracellular pH; bicarbonate transport. The transcript has 18 exons.